AUGCCACCGAAAGCCGAUCUCAACAAGGCUGGAUGGGAGCAGAGUGACUUCCCUAUCCUCUGUGAAACAUGUCUAGGUCCUAAUCCAUUCGUUCGAAUGUCUAAGCAAGAGUUUGGCAGGGAGUGCGGGACAUGCGCUAGGCCAUUUACUGUUUUCCGAUGGAACCCUGGAGAGGGCGGUCGGUUUAAGAUGACUGUUAUUUGCCAAACGUGUGCAAAGAUUAAAAAUAUUUGCCAAACUUGCCUUUUGGACCUCGAGUUUGGCCUCCCAGUCCAAGCUCGUGACACUGCUCUUGCUGUUCGAAGCGAAGCACCGACCAGCGAGAUCAACAGAGAAUGGUACGCCCAAAAUGCUGAAGGAAAACUUGCCCCCCAUGAAUCAUUAAUGAAGACCGGUCGUGUUGGCUCUGCGACAAAGGAGAUGUUGCAGCAACUCGCCCGUUCUGACCCAUACUAUAAGCGAAAUCGACCGCAUAUCUGUAGUUUCUUUGUCAAAGGGCAGUGUAAUCGUGGUGCAGAGUGUCCAUACAGACAUGAAAUGCCUACAGACAAGGACGACCCCAUGGCGAAGCAGAACAUCAAGGACAGAUAUCACGGCAGGAACGAUCCCGUGGCGAAGAAGAUUCUCUCCAACUACGCAGCCUCCAAAGGUCUUGUUCCGCCGGAUGAUCCUUCUGUGCAAUCUCUUUUCCUCACACCCCUCCCUCAAGACGCCACGGAAGACUCGAUACGAACUCGUGUAGUACAAGCCCUUCCUUUCCUUUCGCCCUCAGACAUUCGAUCAAUUGUUCACGUUGCCAAGACAAAGUCUGCCUUUGUCAAUUUUACAUCGCGCAAUGCUGCAGAGCGCGCUGCCGAAGCAUGGGCGAAUGGAUUAGACUGGGAUGGAAGCAUUGUAGGUGUGAAAUGGGGUCGCUCGAAGAACAAGACAGCCCCAGUAGCGUCAACCUCUGAGACCGUCGCUACAUAG
Serendipita indica DSM 11827 is the source of this 969-nucleotide messenger RNA. Lineage: Eukaryota; Fungi; Basidiomycota; Agaricomycetes; Sebacinales; Serendipitaceae. The record is from the annotation of a GenBank genome assembly.